This is a messenger RNA of Echinostoma caproni, 1167 nucleotides long. The record is from the annotation of a GenBank genome assembly. NCBI's taxonomy places the organism in Eukaryota, Metazoa, Platyhelminthes, Trematoda, Plagiorchiida, Echinostomatidae.
GCUGAUUCGUUUCGUUCCAAAUGGCUGCGAGCAAGCAGUACCAUCAAACAUGGCGCAUUCGCCUCCAUCCGACUGACGGAUCCAGAGAAGGGCUAUGAGCGACAGGGUCGAUACUUUUCAAAACUUUUCGGUACACAAUGGCUUGAGUACUGGGAGUUCCUGGAUGAUUUUGCAGACCUGUCCUCCGAAUCCGGUCUGGAAUUGUUGGAGCAAUAUCUAAAUUCGGACAACGCCAAACUUCGCCUUCCUUCAGUGACCACCCCUAACGGGCAAAAGAACGCGUCUACAGACCGGUCCAAACGACGUAGGUCAACCGUCAACAACUCCCAUCCUGCUACACCCACCGGCACGAUUUCUAUGUUUGCCCAGCUAGAUGAAGCUAACACUGUCCCACCCACUCCGGUUUCACGCGCAAAAUGCUCUGUACAAUCGGUGAAUCGAAUAGCGCCUGAUCCAUGGCGCGAGCAUCGAUCAGUUGAAACAAAUUUACUCAACGACAGUCUGGACGAGAGCAGUGACAAUUCGGAACUUCAAAAUUCACUUCAAGAACCCGACUCAACUCCAGAAUUGAUCGAUAUAUCUGCUACUCCGCGUCGGCAUUCCUUCAGUCCACUCAGACCUAUUGUGGGCUUGUUGGAAAAACUAACAUUUCGAAGUCCGCUACGUUGGCUACUGGUUGAUCGUCUCGGUUGUGGCGAACCAUUGUUUGCUAUAAAAAAUCCCACUACCUCUUUCCUAAAUGAAUCCUUCUCUGAAGCUAAAUCUAACGGUACGUCGAGCUCUAAGAAAUCCCGCCCCAAACGCCGAAUGUCUGCGGCCAAUUUGGGUCAUCCAAUUUGUGAUCCAGAACAACCGGCCGCCAAGAAGCCAUCACCGGUCAAGUCCGCCUUAGUCGAAUCUGAACCUACACCUCCUAAACUACCUCUGCCUACACUGUUCCGUCAUGUAUGUCGUGCACUCCCUGGCGGUGACCCGGAACUGGAAACUGCCGUAGCCGUAAUGGCUUGUGUGGGGAAAGAGACGAAGGGAAGCAGUAGCUCACCAAACACAGAUUGUCUGGCCCCACGCUGGUUCCGAUCAAUCAGUCUGUCGAAAUAUCAUACCGUAUCCAGUUGGAAACGAUAUGUAGAGGAAUGUGACACGCAUUUAUCUCACCCAACUAACUGA